This is a messenger RNA of Corylus avellana, 2209 nucleotides long. RefSeq lists its product as uncharacterized. Gene Ontology annotation, cellular component: cytosol. Lineage: Eukaryota; Viridiplantae; Streptophyta; Magnoliopsida; Fagales; Betulaceae. The record is from RefSeq and is a predicted model, not a curated record. Gene Ontology annotation, molecular function: tRNA-guanosine(34) queuine transglycosylase activity.
UUCAGUUUUGCUGGAAAGCAGAACAAGAGAAAAGAGCGCGUAGCCGGCGCUUACAGACCCAGCCGCCUUGGUAGACUGGACGGUGCUUUUGGUGUAUUAGGGCAACUCUUUUCCUUUCCCAACUCAGAGCCUCUCUCUCUCUCUUAGUUUUAUCACCAAUAUCUUCAACGCAUUUACAUUCUCUCUGACUGCUUCUCUUAUUUAUCAGUUAUCACCGACUCCCUGAAGAACAGAGAAACAAAAGUGCUCGAUGGCGCUUCGUUUUGAGAUUCUCGGGAGAUUCAAUCGUGCUCGUGCAGCUCAACUAACACUCCCUCACUUUGGGUGCCAGACACCCCUGUUUAUGCCUGUGGGUACACAAGGGACUAUCAAAGGGUUGGCAACUAACCAGCUUGAGGAGAUUGGUUGCCAAAUAAUACUAGGAAAUACAUAUCAUUUGGCACUUCGUCCUACUUCUGAGCUUAUUGAUGAAUUGGGGGGUCUUCACAAAUUUAUGAACUGGCCUAGAGCAUUGCUAACAGAUUCCGGCGGCUUUCAAAUGGUAUCAUUAUUGCAUUUAGCUGACAUCACUGAAAAGGGAGUUACAUUUCAGUCACCAGUUGAUGGAAAGCCCAUGCUCCUAACACCUGAGGAAUCAAUUCAAAUCCAAAACAGAAUUGGAGCAGAUAUUAUCAUGGCUCUUGAUGAUGUAGUGAAAACAACCAUUACUGGUCCACGUAUAGAGGAAGCCAUGUACCGCACUCUUAGAUGGAUAGACAGAUGUAUAGCAGCUCACAAGAGACCGCAUGAGCAGAAUUUAUUUGGUAUUGUACAAGGUGGAUUAGACCCUGUUCUAAGGGAUAUAUGUGUUAGAGGCUUGGUCGAGCGGAAUUUACCCGGGUACGCUAUUGGUGGUCUUGCAGGUGGUGAAAGUAAAGAUUCAUUUUGGCGUGUUGUUGCUCAGUGCACUGCUGCAUUGCCCGAGGAUAAACCACGAUAUGUUAUGGGAGUUGGUUAUCCACUGGAUAUUGUGGUUUGCAGUGCUUUAGGUGCUGAUAUGUAUGACUGUGUUUAUCCCACUCGUACUGCUCGCUUUGGCACAGCUCUUGUACCUGAGGGAGUGCUGAAGCUAAAACACAAAGCGAUGGCUGAUGAUACUCGCCCCAUUGAUCCUACAUGUGCUUGUAUGGUCUGUAAGAAUUAUACUAGAGCCUACAUCCAUUGUCUUGUUACAAAAGAUGCCAUGGGAUCUCAGCUUUUGUCAUAUCACAAUCUGUACUACAUGAUGAAGCUUAGCCGAGAUCUACAUACGUCAAUAAUCCAGGAAAGGUUUCCAGAGUUUGUAUGCGAGUUUCUGCAGAAAAUGUUUCCUGAAGGCAAUGUCCCUGAAUGGGUAUGCAAUGCCAUGGAGGUUGCCGGAAUUGAUAUCUCUUGCUGCUGCGGCAAAACCUCCGGAAUUGAUCUCUUAUUGUUGCAGUAACGACUCAAGGAAGAACGCUAGUCAUUUUAGUCAAUUUUAAACAGGGGCGGAACUACAUGGGGGCUGAAGAAGGAUUCUCUCCAUUUCAAAUGAAAUGAAGGGGAUCCAUUUAGUUGUUUUAAGAGGGCAUUUUUGUCUAAAAGAAAAUAAAAUGGCAAAAUUACCCCCUAAAAACUACUAACUGGUUCCUCUCCAUUUCAUUUGAAAUGGAGAGCAUCCAAGUCCAUGGGGGCUUGGGGGGCUGCCCGUGUUUCCCCAAAAUUUUUUUAAAAUUCUCCUAGUUUUUUUUUUUUUUAAAAAAAAAUUUAGAAUAUGUCCCCCCAAAAUUUUUUUAUUUUGCACUUUUGCCCUCCCCCCCAACUAUGAUUGCUAGUUCCGUCCCUGAUUUUUGAGAUUCUCUAAACUUAUAAAGCCCACCUAAUAAGAAAACAAUAUGAGACUAGCACCCAUGAGAUUCACUGGGCAAAUCCCGGGGUAUUACAGCUGCUCUCGAUUCUCUUCAUCUCAAGAAUAGAGUUUAAAAGAUACCCAAAAUGAGGCUGCAUAUAGCCUUUAUAUGGUGUUUGACAUGAAGUUCACAAGAAAUCUGACUUAUAUAGGUGAUAACACGUGCAGCAUAAAUUUUGUAGCCCAUUGAUAUGCUGUUUCAUUAGUUAUGCCCAUAGAGGACUUCUCUUUUUUCCUUCUUUUUCUUGUUACUUUAUUUUCAACGUACAAUUGCAAGAAAAAUAUUUGUAUUGUUCAUUUCAA